Molecule: messenger RNA, 453 nt
Organism: Emiliania huxleyi CCMP1516
Lineage: Eukaryota; Haptophyta; Isochrysidales; Noelaerhabdaceae
Exons: 1
Source: RefSeq, a predicted model, not a curated record
GUUGAGGCGGAGAAGCGCGCCAAGGGCAAGAAGGGCAAGAAGAAGAAGAAGGGCGGAGGGGCGGGCGCGGCUGGGCCGUCGCAGGAGACGGCGGAGUUUAGGAAGGAGGGUGCCGAGGCGCCGUUGGAGGCAGCCGAGGCUGCGAAGAAGGCCGAGGAGGAGAGAAUGAUGAGGCUUCUCGAGAAGUGUCACGAGGAGAGGAUCCGGUUCGGCAUCACGGCGGAGAGCCAGGCGGCGGCGUCGGCAGCGGUGGCCGAGGCGGUGCGCUUGGACGCUGAGGCGGACGAGGCGGAGGAGGAGGCGGAGGCGGACAAGGAGGCGCUGGCGGCUGCCGAGGCAGCGCUGGAUGAGGCGAGGGCCGCAAGAGACGCGAGGCGUGCCGCUGCGGCCGCUUCGAUGGCCAGGGCGGUUGCAGCCAGGAUGGCGGCGGAUGCGGCCCAGGAGCGCUCCUAG